This is a messenger RNA of Leptopilina heterotoma, 1731 nucleotides long. RefSeq lists its product as uncharacterized. The record is from RefSeq and is a predicted model, not a curated record. Lineage: Eukaryota; Metazoa; Arthropoda; Insecta; Hymenoptera; Figitidae. Gene Ontology annotation, cellular component: cell projection; plasma membrane; cell junction. Gene Ontology annotation, biological process: actin cytoskeleton organization. Gene Ontology annotation, molecular function: actin filament binding. Bases 265 to 1542 code for a protein of 425 amino acids. The transcript is spliced from 4 exons.
GUUAAGUAAUUAGCAUUAAUCCUUUUUACAAUUUGCCUUUUCGGUUACAAAGGAUUUCGGGAUCCAAUCGCAGGUAUCAACAGGAUGUGAAAAUUCUGGAAUUUAUUUCAGUUUAAAAUUGGCAACCAAAGUGAACAGUUCUCAGUUUGCACUGAACAAGUUAAAGAAAAUUUUUCUGAAAUUAUAAGUGAGAAAGUAAAAAAGAGUGAAGAAAUUUCAAAAAAAAAAAAUUUUUAAUUUAUCAGAAAACUUGAGCAAUCAAUUAUGGGUAACAUCAUUUCAAAUCGUGAUGAUAUGGACAAAAGUGAUACUGAAGAAGAAGUUAUUCAAUCAGAUGAAAAUUUAUAUACCGAGUUUGUUUUUCAAGAUAGAAUUGAAAUGUACAAAAAAAUGUUCGUUAAACAAAGAGAACAAUACAUGUUAGACGUAGAAAAAGCAGAAUCCUACAUAGAUGACAAAAUUACAAUUGCCAACAAUUGUGAAUAUGGCAAUGAUGAAGUUAGCGCGACGAAUUUAAUAAAGGAUCACGAUUUACUGAUGAAAGAUUUGGAAGAUUUAAGAAAAUUGAUUGUAAAUUUAAAAACUCAAGUUGAAAAUAUAAAAAUUCUAGAGUCAAAAUUAAAAAUUCUCGAAUUAGAAGCAUCGAUUCAAGAACUUUCAUCUACUUCGAUAAUUGAAGAACUUCUAACAAUUCCCGUCAACGAAAUACAAGCACAUUUGGAUUGUAAAUUUAAACAUUUAAUAAAAUCAGCGAAAUAUCGUCAAAAACAAUUAAAUGCAACCAGCAAGACAUUUAUAUUGUUGAGAGAAGCUGGAGAACUUCAGGAGCAAAUUAAAAAUACAAUCAUCCACUCUGAGAUGGAAUAUAAAAAAAUCUCCGAGGACCUAGCCAAAUCAGAAUUCAUCGAAUACUACAAAAAUUACCAAACUAGUAUUAGAACGUGUAAAAUAAAUUUGAUAAUCCUGGAUCAAAUGGACAGGGAAAUUUCAAAACUCGAUAAUAAAGAACAUCAAGUUCUUGAACUUCGUCAACAAAUUGAAAUUCUAAAAGAAAAGAGUUCAUCGACUUUCAAAAAAAUGGAACCCACUUUUGAGAGACAACGACUCCUUCAUGACAUUGACGACAUUAGCAACUCGUUAGAUAGUAAAUUUCAUGAAAUGUUACUAACACUCACACUGGCAGAGAAAGAUGAAAGUAUUUAUUUAAAUUUCCGAGCAUUUCACGAUAAAAAUCUAAUUAACGAACUUAGUACUUUUAAUGAAAAAAUUUACGAAAUUAAUAAACGACAAAAUUUCUUUUUAAAAACAAAUCCAACGCUCGCUGAAGAUAAUUGUAAAUUCAAAAAAAUUAAUAGCGAUUGGAUGUUCUUAACUGAGAGUAUAAUGAAAGCUAGGGAAAUUAUUUUUCAACGGGAAGAAAAGUUGCGAAUUUUUUAUGAUUGUCGGCAAAUGUUGGGAACACUUCUUUCUCAGAUGUCUGUCAUUUCGGCUACAAUGACAAAUUUAAGGGAUAUUAAUCACAAUCUUAAUUUGAGACGAUAAUUGAAUUAUAACUUUUAAUGCUUAUUUAUAAUUUAAAAAGUUUUUCUUUAAAUUAUUUUUAAAUUCUUUUUCUUUAAAUUAUUUUUAAAUUCUUUUUCUUUAAAUUAUUUUCUUAAAAUUAUUUUUCUUCAAAUUAUAUUUUUAAGUAAUGGAGCUUUUUAGAGUAAACUAUCUCGAAGUGUAAAAUAA